AUGGGAACGCUUCAUCCAAGGCCUCGUUAUCUGACUGGCCACCUCCCCUCUCCGCGCAUGCUUGAUAGCGAGAUUUCGAAGUACCGUAGUCCGCAGAUCGACCUCAAAGAAGCUGUUUACUCCCUAGCUGCGGCGGUCCUAUAUGCCCGACACUCACAGUACGUUGAAUCCCUCGAGGAGCACACUGACGUCCUUCGGCGCGGUUCCUCCCUUCUCUCCCGCGCACCUGUGUGGUUCAACAUCGGCUCCCUCUGGGCCUCAGUGGGCGAUCUCCGUCGAGCAUUGGACGCAUACGAGCUUAGUAUCAACGAGGAUCGUGAAUUCACAAUAUCAUGGUUUAGUAAGGGGAUCUGUCAUUUCCUACUGAGAGAGUAUUGCCAAUCUAUGAUUACUUUCAGGAAGUGUUCGUCAACCUUUAAGGUGUUUUCCCAGGUUACAUUAUUCGAUGACUAUAGUCUGGAUUUCGUUCUUGUGAAGGAUGAUGUCGUGUGGAAUGCCAACGUUGCCAAACGCCGCUAUAAAAUGCAAAGCGCAUUGUGUGGAGUGGACGAUCUCGAAUCAAAGCUACGGCGUGGCCACCUUAACCUGUUUCUUGGACCGCAUAAGGAUUGCUUUAAAUUGCACGAGAUGUUCUUAAAGAAGGGCGGAUCUAGAUUGAAGGGGGCUCUGUCAUUGAUCCCACGUCCACUAACUAUUCGAAAGCGUUCUUGCUACAAGCACCGGAAGUUUACUUAUGUUGGUUUCUCAGACAUGCAAAAAGGUGAACCCAAGGUCGUUCUUAAAAUCCCAGUCUCCAGAGGACAAUCAACAGCAAAUUCUAAACCCCAAGGGCCACAGGGUAAAGCUAACACUACUGGGAUAUCACGCUUUCCGUCUGUUAUCCCGCGCAAACGAAUCCCCUCCUCACCAACUCUAUCUUCCAGCAGAGGGCAAAGCUCCUGUGAACGGUCCGCGCUAGUAACUACGUUCCCUCUCUCACCACCAACUCUAAGGAGAAGAGGGCAUGGAGCUGACCCUCACUUUGUGACUGGGCAAAAUAGAGUCAGAAAGGGGUACUUUCUCACAGACUCGACUUUCAGGGGUAGAUCAGAUGCCCUCCUCCCUACCCAACUGCGCACCCCUAACCCCAGCUCGAUCACGACCAAUGCCGCUGAUAGAGGUUAUGACAGCGACACCACGGAACAAAACAACCAUGGAAAUGAGACCAUGCUCUGUGUCUUAGGUUUGGACAGGACACCUGAAGAGCGAAACAGGAGCGAUACACACUCACGUAUUAUCACUCCUUCCGUUGAAACAUCCGUGUCCCAUGAAACCUUCUAUUCGGUUCCUGAAGGGUCAAGUAAUAGGAUAAGCGAAACGGCGCCAUCGACGCCAUCAUCAACGCCAUCAUCAACUUCAUGUUCCAUCUCCGCUGCUAGCGUUAUCCAAAACAAUUCCCCAAACCUGCGCCUUCGUCCACGGAUCUUUGACAGUAUUUUGAAUUUUCUACCAAUUGCUGAAACGGGGGACAUAGCGCGCAGUCGUCGUCGCUAUGUUGGUAUUGGUUCUUCCGCAGCCGGGACGAAUCAACAGUCACCCGGAAAUGACAAUGGGGUCUAG
Messenger RNA from Histoplasma capsulatum G186AR, 1599 nucleotides. RefSeq lists its product as uncharacterized. The record is from RefSeq and is a predicted model, not a curated record. The transcript has 3 exons. Gene Ontology annotation, molecular function: protein binding. Lineage: Eukaryota; Fungi; Ascomycota; Eurotiomycetes; Onygenales; Ajellomycetaceae. The coding region runs from base 1 to 1599 and encodes 532 amino acids.